Coffea eugenioides is the source of this 2064-nucleotide messenger RNA. RefSeq names its product disease resistance protein At4g27190-like. Bases 91 to 1728 code for a protein of 545 amino acids. The transcript has 2 exons. NCBI's taxonomy places the organism in Eukaryota, Viridiplantae, Streptophyta, Magnoliopsida, Gentianales, Rubiaceae. Gene Ontology annotation, molecular function: protein binding. The record is from RefSeq and is a predicted model, not a curated record.
UUUGAUCAAGGUCAAACGAUAUUAAACAAACUGAUAAAAGUUUGCUUGCUGGAAGAAACAAAAGAUUUCGAUGGGGAUGACUGUGUGAAGAUGCAUGAUUUGGUCAGAGACAUGGCAUUAAGGAUCACGCAUGGAAACUACAAACCAGAGAGCAGCAGAGAUGAUGUACCACGAUUCUUGGUGAAAAGCUUAGGACAGGAAGAUUCACAAGCAACAGCACUGGAACAAGAAGAGUGGACACAAGAUCUCCAUGCAGUCUCCUUCCAUUCAUUUUCAUAUCGACAACCAGAAAUAAAAGUUCCACCAGCCUGGUCACCAAAUUGUCCUAAGCUCUCAACCUUGCUUCUUUCUCGGGUUUCCAUAAAAGAAAUCCCAGAUUCAUUCUUUCGGCACAUGUGUGGACUUAAAGUUUUGAAUCUAUCUCAGUGCAAAGGUAUAACAGAGCUGCCUAAUUCUGUUUCAGAGUUGGUGAAUCUCACUGCCUUGAUUUUGGAGCAUUGUAGAGACCUCCGAUCUGUGCCACCACUGGGAAAGCUCAAGCAAUUGAGGGAAUUGGGUCUAUCCGAUACUAAGAUUGAGGAUUUACCUGAAGGUUGGGAGUUAUUGGUCAACCUCGAAAGGCUUAACUUGAACAAGUGUCUGACUUUAAGACGACAGAUAAGAAUACCGAAAGGGACAUUUUCCCAAUUUCACCGUCUUCAACGGCUAUUAUUGCCACCCUAUGGUAUGGUACAAGUUAAUGAUCCAGAAGUGUUGAACCAAUUAGAAAGUUUUAGAGGAUGUUUAUCUUUUACGGACUUCUAUAAAAUUACUCGGUGGCCAAAAUACUAUAAAAAUGUUUAUAUCAAUGACAUCUUAAUUGGGGAUCCGAGUUUUGUUAAUGAAGUGCGAUGGUUCCCGAAGAAACAACUGUAUUUCCAUCAGUGUAAGCUUGGUAGAGGAUCGAACUAUCUGCCAGAUGAUAUGGAGAGGCUGAUAAUCAAGGGUUGUGAGGGCAUGGACAUUAGAUGCUUGUCAGAUGUUUUUAAGAAUUUUAUAAAUUUAAGCCACUUAUCUAUAUUGGAUAUUAAGGAUUCGGUUGGAAUAGAGUUCCUCUGGCAAUUGUCCUCUGCUUCUCCACGUGAUCAGUUGGAAGUCUCAUCUUUUAGUCCACUCCGUGAUCUCAAAGAGCUACGCCUCCACAGGUUGCCAAAUCUGGUUGGUCUUUUUUACGGAGAAUCAGAACCAUCAUAUUUGCUUCCAGCUGGCACCUUUUCUUCCCUUAAAGAAUUGGAGAUUUGCGCAUGCCACGACAUGAAGCAGCUAUUCACAGUGCAGUUGCUACAGAAUCUUCAAAAUCUUGAAAAAUUAGACGUUUCAGAUUGUGAAGGACUGGAGGAGAUAGUAGCAGAUGGCAAUGGAGGAGGAGAAGGCAACCAAUUGACUACAAGUGAAGCCACCGCCACUAUCACCCUUCCAAAAUUAAGGUGGUUAGGACUGUAUUGGCUGCCGCAACUAAAGAACAUUUGCAAGGCAGCCAUGAUCUGCAAUUCAAUCAAUGAGAUUGUAAUAUACUAUUGUCCGAAGGUAAAGAGGCUGCCUUUGUUUCUUCCUACCAUCAACGGACUACCAUCCCUUCCUAGCACUCUUCGUAAAAUCAGGGGAUAUAAAGAAUGGUGGGAAUCAUUAGAGUGGGACAAUCCUAGUGCCAAAAAUGCCCUUUACCCAUUUUUUAUCACACAGUGGUGAGAUAUUUGAAGACCACCUAUUUGAUCAAAAUCCUGACUGGUUCUCAUGUAGCCACAAAAUUGCCGCUGUAAGAGGGGUGAUGUUGCAAAAACAAGUGCUAAUUGAAGCCUUGUCCACCAGCACCAAAUUUCCUUUAUAGAUGAUGUUUUUUCUGUACUUGAUUGUAACUGGAGCGGUGAUACGUUUUUCCUUUAUAGAUGAUGUUUUUUUGUGACUAUUCCUUGAUUAUCGAUAAAACUGUUUGGGGUAAUAUGACAAAAUUUUUUAUCAUAUUGUACUCCAAGAAUGUUUUUCCACUCUAUCAAUUUAAACCAUUCUAUACAUGUGCUUUUUCCA